AUGUCGGAAAAAUGUCUGAUGAUGACUUCUCUAGCAUUCCUGGCAUGCCACCCGAGUUCCACCAUUAGAUGCUUUAAGCCAAGGCCGAGUGUGGUGGUUUCCCCAAAAAGGGAAAAGUCUGUUUCAUCAGAAGACUAUCAUCAAAACCCUAAACCCCAUGAAAGCUUGGAUUCCCAUGCAAAAAGGGUUUUCUCCCUUCCAAGGUUGAAAGAGAUCAACGUACCCUUUAAGCUCCUGGAAGAGGUUGUUGAAGGGGAGGCGUUAUUGGGCGUUGUGGAGGCGGUUUUUAGGACGGGAUGGAAGCGCAAUGGUGGUGGCUACACGAUCCGAAAAGUGUUCAGAGUGAACCAUGGAAGCGGAGUUUAUGAAAGGUUUGAAACGUACAGAAAGGCUGUGAAGGCAAAGGGGGUGUUGUGGGGUGAUGGGAAUGAGGUUUUGAGGUAUAGGGGCACGGCCAUUACGUGUUCGUUAGGGGUCAGUCAAUUCAUGGGCACCUGUAAUCGGAGAAGUUGUGGGGUUUGUAGGAUUAUUGGCCAUAAUAACAGCAAUAAUGCUGCAAUGGAUAUGAGGCCUGUGACACUGUCCAAGACUAGCUGGAGGGCUCACAGAAGAGCUGAGAAAUGUCGGGGCGGCCGAGAUGAUAGCAAGAGGGCCAUUGUUGUGUGCAGGGUGAUUGCAGGCCGAGUUGCUCGUUGCUGCAAUGGAAGUAUAGUGAAUGGGGAAGAAGAUAAUGGGGAGUUUGACUCUGUGGAGAACAUGGAUGGCUCUGAAAAGCUUGUGGUUUUGGACUCCAGGGCUAUAUUGCCAUGCUUUGUGGUUUUGUAUAAUGUCCAUUGA
Ipomoea nil (Japanese morning glory) is the source of this 837-nucleotide messenger RNA. RefSeq lists its product as uncharacterized. Lineage: Eukaryota; Viridiplantae; Streptophyta; Magnoliopsida; Solanales; Convolvulaceae. The record is from RefSeq and is a predicted model, not a curated record. The coding region runs from base 1 to 837 and encodes 278 amino acids. The transcript has a single exon.